AUGCCGCGGAAGAGAGGAGCAGGUCGGAGGUCUCGUGGCCAGCAUGGAAUACUGCCUCACCGACGUGCCCUCGAGGCAGAAAUCGGCUCACACGAGCCGCAGCGGCUGAUCAGUCCGGUGACCGGCGGGGCAGGCCAAAAGGCACGCUGGCUUGGCAACAACCUCCACGUCCGCAAAGGAAACUGGUCAGGUGAGCCCAUCAGCGGUCAAAGUUCACGGUUAUAAUACGAGACAGGCGGCAAGGCUGAAUAACUCCGGACCAACAAGAACGACCACCAGACCAUCCGGAUGAUGCAGACGAGAGUGUUUCUGGAACACCUGUUCGACUAUACUUCGGCCUACGAAUUCGUCUCCUCUUCUUGAUUGUCUGCGUCGCGAGAUGAUAGAAUUGGAAUCUUCAGCAUAUUGCCUCAUACAUAUAUAUGUCUAGUUGCAGGGUUUCAGGCAGGACCAUCAAUGAACCUAUUCAAUUGGAGUUAAUUUGCACAUUUACUGUCAAUAAAAAAUUUUAAAAGUUUACAACUGUGCUCGAGUCAGAAUACAACACAAGCAAAAACUAUUGUUUCUUAAAAGAAGACGGAGGCACGAUCACUGGGACGGCAGAUUUAUUGGCCUUAGCUUUUGAACCCGAACCGGAGUUCAUCAGAGACUGCUAGAGUGCAACAACGUGUGAACAUUUAUAUCGUUGUUCCGUGCGAGGGGGAAUACGUCCGUGGCUAGGCCUGGUUUGUUUCUCUUCAGUGCGAAUCAGUGCGGAAGGAGAGUAGAUUAUGAAGUGUUUUACAAGAGUGGCUGUAGGUCAUCACGCUGUGAAAGAAGAUUUUGGUGAAGAAUCUGCAAUUAAGUCUACUUUUAAAAUCUAAGUGCUGAAUUUAUAAAGGCCCUGAAUGUUUAUGGGAGAAACUAAUAUUACUGAAGUAUUUAUUUUUUCCGAGUGUGCUUUUGCAUGCCGGCGUAACUGUGUGACUGAAAGAUUACGAAAUGUACUGCAUGGUAAUCAAUAUCGCAAUCUUUCCUGCUGUAGGCGGUCCAGACCGAAAGUACUGGGCGGACCGCAAUCCUGGCGUUUGGACAAAGUAACUCGAGAGUAAAAAAGUCGAUUAAAAGAACAUAGUGACCGUGUUAAAAAUGCCAGAAAUUAUGCCCGCUCGAUCUAGCCUCGGUCCGGUGUGACAGUUAAUUAACUUUAACUCGGUCACUUGUUAGUUUGAACUUCGCAAGUGAGGAGGUUCAACCCUACCCCGACCGAGCGGUAGUGGAAUUUUUUGCAGUGAAGAGGACCUAAGAGGCAUCCACCAAACCCUCUAUUCCCUUGCCUAUCCCAUCUGAAGCACAAAAAACCAACACCACUGGAGAUGGGCGUCCAUGCGUUGGUUAAUGAAUCUGAAGCCAACUUCCACAAGCAGCACACACAUUCUGGCCCCUUAUUCAACCUUGACUGGUCCUUAAAGAAGGAAUCUCUGAACUCUUAUCGAAUAAGAUUGUUCUAAAAUACCGCGUAGGGUGGCAACUAGUAGAGUCAGGCACUUGUUCUAAACGAAGAUCAUGUUUAUCCCGACAACCGCCAACCUUCAAGACCACGAUUGUACGAUCGUUGUGGAAUCCAAAAUGCGUUCUCUUAGUGAAGAAACUAGGCUCUGGAUCCGAGUGAGAACUAUCUUAUUUUGUCUCCUUCACCUAGGCCAUGUGUCAUUAGUUUGGUCGAGACAAAUCAACUGUACAUGAGAAAGCGUUUGAACUUGAAAGAUACCCUUAUUUCUUGUAUACAAUUCGAAUAAGACAAAAUUUACUACCAAAUAAGUACAUGGUUUUCGUAUUUGUAUGUAUGUCUGAAGGGAUACAGCCAGAGACCUUAAUGACCUUAUUCAGCACAGUAUCACAUUUUAAACAUCAGGAUUUGUGUUCGAGUCAAAACACAACACAAUUAGGGCGAUUGUUACAGUUAAAUUCGAAUCAGUAUGGAAGGAGACUAGAGAGCGAAAAGUUACAACAUUGGCUCAAAGUAACGUUUAAAGAGCCGUUCUGUACAUACACUUGCUGUACGUAUCAUCCACGAAUUAAUGUUAUUUUAAGUAUGGCACGCAGUUACAUGCGUAAGAUCUGACGAUGUGUUUCGAGGAUUUUUUGUGAGAAUUAGGCAGAGUUUUUCUAUUUUUGUAUAGUUCGAGGUGCUAGGAAUAGAAGCAAAGAGUAUCUCUCUUGAUUUCUCUAAUAGAGAAACCACAGGAGUAAUGGUUUCUAAAAAAAUCACAUACUGAGAGACAGGUGGGUGACUGGAAAAUUCGAACAAACCUAUUAGACGCAGUAACAGGCAUACAAUUUUCUGUGUAUCAAAAGAAAUGUCUGCGGUUAUUAAGCGACACUGGAGUCCACUGAGUUACAGGGCGUCCUUGAAAUGUCAGUGAGUAUUCUGCAGUUUUUCAGUAUUCUUAGUCCACUCCCCGCAGUUUGUGCCAAUCCAAACUUUCAUAACGAGAUAUUUCUUGAAAAAAAUUACUGUUUUCAUGAAAAUGGGCGUUUUGGACAUAUUUGUGGACUCGUCAAGCAUGAGAGAUCAUGCCAAAAUACAAUGUACAUUCACAGAGAAUGUCUAAUAAUUGUGUGCUCUCAAUCAGUCAAAAACGUCUUCUGAAAAUUACCUUUUAAAAAGGGCUUUAACAGGGUACUUUGUUGACGAAUGUGCAUAUGCGUCAUCUCAUUCCAAGGCAAAGUUGCGGAAGAAAAUUGUAAAGUUUGGCCCGUCUUUUACUUCCCUGAAAAUUUCUGCCAGACCCAUUUCUCAAUUUAGUACUGAUAGAAAAUAUGCGAUAUAAAUAUUGUCUUACCAUAUACACAAGUGGUAAAUGUCCGCUAAGUGGUGGGCCUUUUCCUGGUUUCUUAGGGAGUAUUCGCAAGGACCAGAAAAAUAUUGGGUACAAUGAAACCACGGACUGCCUGUGAGCGUUACCACGGUUUUUUGGAGAAAAAAUCGUACCGUUUUACAAAUCUGACUUUUUUAAAUCGAAAAGCGUCCGUCUUUCUGAAAUCAACGGGUUCCUUUGCAUCCCAACUCAUCCGACUUAUUCGGACAAAACAAUUAGGCAAGCGGACGACAUUUAGUUUGCAAAAGUUUCCAUUUUAUGUUGCUGCCGUCAAGUAAUUAAACACGCACUGGCUCAUAAACGUGGUCUAGGAAAAUUGCCCGCGCAUACGGUAACGUUGAUUUUCGCCCAUAUUUUUGGACGUUUUCCCUGAUGAAAUUUUUCAUAAGCAUGUUCCAAAGGUCAAAAGUAUAUUUUCUAAACGAAUUGGGCGAAUAUAUAAAAUGUACAGCCCUUUAGACGCCUAAUAUGAUCGACUUGAUUUUUGUCAUUACGUUUCAUAUGUUACGUCAUAUAUUGUACAUAGAGAUCUAUAGGGAUAGAGGGGCGUUCACUGAUUGUUCUUACGGAACUCCCUCGUUCCGUUGUGCCUUACGGGCUCUCUUUCGAGCCCAAACUGCAGUCGCACAGCGGCACAUGCUUGACUGUCUGACGACGGCUAAUAAGUCAGAAAUAGCCAUUCCAGUAUCCCUUGUCUUUUUCGGUGAUAACAUUCUGCCUAUACCAUGUGCCGUUGUGCGGCUGUCGGUUGGGCUCGAGGUAGAGCCCGUAAGGCACAACGGAACGAGUAAGUUCCGUAAGAACGAUUAGUGACCGCCCCUCCACCACUGUAUAUUCCCGAUCGAAAACCGACAGGACAACGAGCCCGUGGCUCAGUGGUUAGAGGCGUCUGACUUCUAACUAACAGGUCGCGAGUUCGAACUCCAGGUAUCCCACACCUCGGGGUUUGUUAUGACUGACUAACGACGGCUAAUAAGCCAGAAAUGGUCAUUCCAGUCUCCCUUGUCUUCGUCUCUAAUAACGUUCUGCCUAUAUAGAUCUAUGCAUUCGCUUACUCCAAUAGGACAAAAGCGUAUGUUUAAACGUUCCCGUUUCCGGACGUAAGUCAGAAAUAUUGCAUUCACUGAACGUUCAUUGUCCUGGUGUUCCGCAAGCUCAGAAGUAACCAACAAUCGAAAGAAGCGCACAGCUUUGCAUCGUCCACGAUCGUGUUCGAUGAUUGUUGAUCAAAGGUUAAACACGCGACUGUGCGCUAAAGUGACAGUGGAAGCUUGGUCGCCUUCGAAGCGUCAGAGCACUAAAAGUUCGGUUCUUGAUAUCUUCUCUUCUUCUUCUUCCUGCUUUCGCCAAAUGCUGCGGACAUUUCUGCCACUGAGUAGCUGACAGAAUUGAAUUUUGUGUCUUUUACCGUGACCGCAUAAGAACAUCUUCAAUGUAGUUCAACAAUAACUGGCAGAAACCUUGAAUCCUGUAAAAUGGGGGAGCCGCCGUGUGUCAGCCCGAUCUGGAACAGGUAUUAGCUGAAACUCAGACACCUGUUUUCGCCGCUGCAUGACGCAACUGCGAGUAGUUCGGCUCAUCAGGGGGUCCCCAACGUCCCUCGUGCACUUUCUGAUGGGUACUCCGGUUUCGACAUUUUAGCUUUUUAAUCUACUUAGAUAGUAAUGAGGGAUGAGGCUGACGGAUUUUGGCUCAGAUAUCCAUAUCAACGUUCGCAUCUGUAGUAGAUAUAAUUUUACAUGAUUCUCGGUCUUUGUGACUGAUUUUCAUUAUUUGAUGUCAUGAACACCUGCUUUCCACCCCAAGUUUAAUGUUGCUUACUUUUCUUUGAUUCGGCAACUUUGGAAACGGAAGACAGAAUUUUUUGCCACACUUAAUCUAGGCAAAUGAAUAUAGUCGAAGAAGUCAACUUACUAACUAACGUUGUGAAACUCCUGUACCCUUGUAAGUAAGGCUAGAAUUGCUAAUGUACUGAAGCAUCCCAGCAAAAUAAAAUAACCAUCAAUUUUGAAUAACUUGAUAAUAGAGAUGUUUUUUGAUGGAGAUUCACUUGUGGUAUAUGCUUCGUAUUCAAGAACUUAAAUGACCCACGAACAGGCAGUUUGCAUAUUUUUAGUAUAAGUCAUCUGUCAUUUUUUUAGAAAUCUAAGCCUGGCCAUAGAGUUGAAAUAUGAAUUUUCAGCCAUUGUCGUUUCUUUCUUUUGGGAGGACUAAGGAGUUCUCAUUUUAUGGUGUAAAAAUUCCUCCACUAAUCUUUUUUGGCAUUGGAACUUGGAGAAACCAAAGCGCCGGAACUUCAACGAGUUUAAUUUUGUUUGCCAUGAGCCAGAAGUCCGCAAACCUAAACAGUGGUUGCGUAGCGGUCGCAGUUAUGUCCUACGCAUUAAGCCCUUCUUAAGGGUAUACUUAUUUGUUUUUAUUUUGGAUUCUAUUCGUUUUUUAUUCGAUAAUUUUAUUUACCGAGAUAAGGAGCAUAUGUUGGCAUCUUAGACCACUGGAAAACAGGGGCCCACCCUUGAACGUGAGGUUUUUAACAUACUUUCAUGGUGUGGAGUCCAUCGUUAGUCCAGUUUGGGGCAGAAAUGUCGCAAUGAUUUAAGGACUCCCAAUCAAAUAUUCUUCUGUCUCAUAGUGUUCACAGGAAAUUGCCUGUCUGGUAGGCAAGCCCGCCUUUGGUCGGUAGAUUUAAUGCGUAUUUCGGUCGUUGGCGGAACUCAUCCGCACCCGGAUAAACAAUCACCAGCACAAGAAAACAAAGUCAAGGGUUAACGUGUCAGCAAGAUGAACGUCGAAUGCCCUGCCUAUGGACUGAUUUCAUGCCCUCCACUAUCGUCGCCCUGGGGAUCUAGCAGGUGUGGGUUAUUUUUCCGGGGUCUAUCCAGCCAGUAACCAACAGCUUCCAGUUAGGGCCCCGUAGCACAUGCGGUUAGAGCUUCGGCUGUACUCGAGUCACGUCCUUGUUCUCUUGGGUUCGAAUCCCAUCGAGACUGUCAAGUUUUUCACAAUGCUGUCAAAAUGAAUCAUCUAAAACUACGAUUCGGCACAAACAGUGCACUUUUUUGGCCAUUAGAGUCAUCGUCGAACUUGUGUACCACGAUGAAAUUUCUAAGCCAAAAAGUGGACUCGGGACCCCAGUCUUCAUUUCCUGGCCUAAUUUCAUUAUUUAUGGUCUGAUUCAAGAGGUUUCUCUUACGUUCUAGGCCUGGAGAACCGGUGAACUCUUCUUGUUGACCGACCUUUAUGGGCAAGGAUUGCGUGUUGACCUUCUAGAGCUCAUCUAAUAUGCCUCAGCGAAGUUGAGAGCACAAAAACGCUCGUGCGGAAGACAGACAGUAAAUUGAAAACCUUGCGUUUUGUGUCCUGCUUAUCGAAUUGCUAAGUCCCUGCUAGUCUAGAUUUUGUGCAAAAGCCUUCUGGAAGGCCUUUUGCCUUCACAUUUGCGAACGGUCUUCAAAAGACGGAGAAAGUGAAAAAGGAGAAGAAGAGGAAAAAAAGAAAAUGAAGAAUAUGCUGCCGUUGCUGCUGCUUAUGAUGAUGAUGAUGGUGGUGGUGAUGAUGAUGAUGAUGAUGAUGAUGAUGAUGAUGAUGAUGAUGAUGAUGAUGAUGAUGAUGAUGAUGAUGAUGAUGAUGAUGAUGAUGAUGAUGAUGAUGAUGAUGAUGAUGAUGAUGAUGAUGAUGAUGAUGAUGAUGAUCAUGAUCAUGAUCAUGAUCAUGAUGUGUGGGUAAAUAGCCAUUCAAUGGAAUACCCGCUGCAGAAGAUUGUGUUUAAGGGGGUAAUAGGUGAUACGUUCUGGCGUUUAAAGUCAUUUUGGAAUAUGCUCACAGCGCCUACCUGAUAGUUGCCUAUGUGUGUGGUUGUCCAAUAAAUUUGCAUCCGUAAGAUCAACUUAAUUUGAAUUUGUGCACACAUGCAGCACACUCCUAGUAGUUCCAGUGGGCAUAAUUUUCGUGUCCCACAUGAAGUUUGGUGUACGUUUGGUUGUUUUGCAGGUACAACGUGGCCUUUCUUUGAUGGCCCCUUGAGUGUCCCUUGAGCGGACCCUAUAGAAACUGACUAUUCUGUCAAUUUGUCCCCAAAGAAGUGAGUUGCAUCUGCGGAGUAAUUUUCAUGAGGUUCGUUCUGAUAAGCACAAUUUCGGCAUAUGAUUCGUCAUGAGUAGGCAGCGUUACUUCCUGGUGUGUUGGCACGACGUUCUUUAUUCCGGCGACUGUCCUCUUAUAGUAUUACUCACAGGGUUUAGAGUCAAUACAGUCACUAUCCUCUGCGUAGUUUAUUAUUACUUUCCGCCUCCACUUGGUUUUAUCUACUCCUUUUUGUGAGCAGAUCGAUGUAUUCCUUCUUCUUAAUGACUGCAGACACAUGGUUGUUGUCUCUUCUAGAAAGUGUUAUCUGCUUUAGUUUUUAUGGCAGCCCAUGUCAUUGAUAAGUAAUUGAUCUAUCGACGAAAACUGCGUCCCAGUGGACUGUCCAUGAACAUCCUCUCAAAAAGAAAUACACAUUUUGUGCUCAAAAUAAAGAGACGGAAAAUAUCACUUGUAAAGCGAAUCCAAAACUCUUUACAUCGGUAAAUUGUUCGCUUCUCGGAAUAAAUGUGCUCCUAGAAUUUUUAGUCAUGCCCACAUUUUGAACAUCCAUGGGUAAUUACCGCUGGGCAGAGGGAAAUGCACAAUCAAAGCCCGCAAGCAACUUCAGACAUGCUGAAAUUACGCUCUUUUGUCGUAAAGAACAUCACACUGAUCACGUGGAUUUUGCGCUCAAUCCCUUUCAACUUUUCCACACAGUUUCCGCAUAAAAAUGACGUCUAAAAUGUUUCGGAAAUGAAAGCCGAGACUGAAUUGCAUAAAACAGCUAGGACGAAAAUUCAUGCUCUUUUAAUUAUUCUUGGCAGGUGCUUAUUAACCAAAUUUUGUCAAAAACACUUUUCCCACGCAAACCUAACCACCCUAGAGGCUAGGCGACCUUUGAGACAGCAACCGCGCGCAUAAUCACCACGGACGUGGCAGCAUUCUCGACUGAUUGAGUGAUUGUUCAUCACCUCAUGACUGCCUGCGGAGGACCAGGAUCGGGAGAUCGCAGUCCUGCAAUCAGGCGAAACUAAUGAAAACCAGUUUUACGUGUCCUCGAAGAACAUAACAAACAGGAAGUGCAACCAUGGAUCAAGGAGCAGAAAAUCUGCUUCAAAGGCUUGCUGUCCCUAACCGGCUGGAGUUCACGUUUCAUGACGGUUUGUCUGAAGAUAGGCAGUGAAAGGGGUUAUAUGAUACGUGCAUUUUUAACUUCAGUAGUGUUAUUGACGUUGAAGUUGCCCGUAUCGGGCUUAAGGUUAGGUCUGUGGUUAGGGUUCGUGUAAGAUGUUGGAUUAUCUGAGGAAAAUGAAGUGCUCACCGGAUCGAGGGAUUUGUUCGGCUGACGUUUCGAAGAGCUGGGGCGGCUCGCCAUUGUCAAAGCGUCUAGUGAAAAAAUCCAUCAGAAUUUUUGAGCACUUCAUUUUUCUCAGAUUGUCGACCCGGAUCUCUUACUUUGGCUAACCUGAGGUUGGAUUAUUCUUACGGCCAUGUUUUCCAAGCCUGGGUUAUAGUUUGGAUUUGGAGUUGAGACUAGGGUUGGCCAUUUUGGUUUAGGGUUUUAGCGUUGGAGUUAGGAUUCUAAGGCUUGGGUUAAGGCUACGGUUAAGUUCGGGUUUUCUCUAAAAGCUUACGGGCUAAGGGUUAAGGUUAUCAAUCGCAGGCAUAGCUAUGGUUGGCGUUAGGGUCGUAGCCAUCUAAAUUUUUCUCAGGAGGUUACAUACCACACCCUUGCCAAAAUUAAUUCAUGAAUACCCUUUUUUGUUCGAUAUUCCAUCAGUCUUCCCGCUGCAGUUUCGAAAUCUAUUGUACGCACUCUGACAGACUUGAAGUGUGUGUGUAUGCUUGGUUUGUAGGCAUGGUUAAAGGCUCGACAUGGGUCCGACAACUUAUUCCCACACAUUGUAUGGGCAUUCUCUCUACUUCUUGGACUACCUUAACGUGCAGCUGAAGUACUGUCAUUGUGAGCUGGCAUGAAAUAUCCAAAAAGGAGGAUAAAAAUACAAGCAGCUGUCUGUAACACGUCGUACCUGGACGCCUGAGACACCGGAUGGGUGUCCGCCAGAAUCGAGGAUAACGCCUACACACAUGCCCCAGUGGCCCAGCAGUACACCUCUGCCAUAACGGCUUGAAGCAUUGACUUUAUAUGUCACUGACGGAGUUGUUGUGUAGACAAAAGAUGAGGGAAAAUCGACAGCUGCUGUCUCGCCCCGGCCUGAUGACCAUAACAGCUGUUGGCCAUAGUCUACCAGAUAGAGUGGGUUCGCCGCCAAAACAGAAGUCACUCAGCAAUCAUGCACAUAAGUAAACGAAGGGAAUGAGAGAAGAGGUAAUAGCAGGCUGUUGGGAGAGGGGACAUACUUCAAUGGCAAUUUAACUGUGGUCUGUGAAUGUGAGAAGAUGAUGAUUAUGAGGAGGAGAAAAAGUAGUUGCAGUAACAGAAGUGGUAGGCGGAGGGGGAGGAAGAACAGGAGGGGGAACGAUCUGAGCAAGAGACGGGGAAGAUGCAGAUGUUGUCGUCGCUGUUGUUGCUGUUUGUGGUGGUGGUGGUGGUGGUGGUGGUGGUGGUGGUGGUGGUGGUGGUGGUGGUGGUGGUGGUGGUGGUGGUGGUGGUCAACCCCCAAGAUAGAUAGCACUGCUUUAGACACUGUCCGUUCAGACCAUUGCGGAUGUGGGGAGGUCGAUAGUGGUGGCCCGGGGGUAGCGAAAGCAAUUAGUUCCUGUUCGUCUAAAUACGCUGACUCUGGCUUGUCAACACUUUUGAUAGAAAGCAUACACGUGAGGCCUUUGUUCCAGUUAGAAGCCACAAACACCGCCUUGACUUUUGAACACUCGCCUUAAAACAGCUGGUAUUUGAUCCGCUAAAAUGCCGUCCGAUGAAUAAAUAAAAACGUGCAUAUAUCAGGGAUCACCGAACCUGGCACAUUUGGAGAAACGUAAGUCCGUUUAUUUGGUUUUCAGGAAGAAAGCUACAAUUAAAGUAGCGCCAGCAGCUUCAUCGUCGUAACGAAAUAUAGGAAAGCGUAGUGGUGUCUGGAGGGUGCCCGAGAGCUUUUCCAGUCACUUAUCUAAAACUGGUCGGUCGAAGCCUGCAGCGAAAUUUACCUACACUGCAGCCAUUAUUGGGGUGCUUCAAAUAGUUAGAUCUAUCCUUAUUCAUUGAAUAACGUGAAUUACGUGAGCCUGGUAGUCAUCUGGUGGAUUCUGGGUGAAUUACUUAGGAAAUCCCGCUUGGGCAGUCAACUUACUGUAUCAGAUUUGGUGGAUUCCAGAUGUUGCAGUAGGUUGGGCGGGUAACUUGACCUAAGUGUGAUAAAACUCGCGUCGCCCGGCGGGGCCUCGUAGCUCAAGUGGUUAGAGCGCUGGCUGUACAAGAGCCUUCCCCUUACUGCUUGGGUUCGAAUCCUACCGAUGCGCCGAUUUUUUCACAGUUGGGUCAAUGUGAAUCAUUCAAAGUCUGCCAAAACAUCUAUUAAAAAUGUGUUUGUUGAUAAUGCCUUAAGCCUUCUAUCUCUUUGGUGAAUACGUGGUACAUUUACCUUGUUGUAAUGUCAUGUGGGCUGGAUAUUAGAGCAUUCGGUACAUAUUUUAACCCUUCGGAUUGUAAAGCCUCCAUGCUUCCUCCCUCUUUCACAACCACUUGGAAAAUAUUUUGCGUCUGUCGUUGGGGUUGGUCAGCUUCAUUUAGAAAAUCGGCCCUGUUUGAUCACACUUAGUCAGUGAGACCACGACAAAAUACUUGCCAUGGACUUUAUGUCAUACAGUAUUUCUCGAGAAAAUUGAAUUUCUUCAUUCGUUAUUAAUUUGCAUCUCAGUUGUUUGGGUUUGAAGCCCUAAUUUAGGCUGGAAUUACCAUUUUGGGGUCAGAUGCUGGUGUCAGGCAGCGGUAUAGGUAGUAUCCACAGCUUCGAUCCGGUUUCCUUAGUUACUGAACCUCAUGUAUAACGUGCUUUAGCAUAUCCAACCAGGCUGCUAUUAGGAAGGCAAUUCGCUGAGUUAUCUCCGGCUGCAGGUAACUCCUUUCCGCCAAUUCUCUGCUCUAAGGCCCUCGUAGGCGGCCACCCAGUACAAAGCUGACGUCGGGAAAUGACUUGUUAAAUGUCCAAUCCAGUCUCCACCGUCCUGUUCAGUAACAUAUCGCGAAUACUGGUUUUUCGUGACAUUCGGACAUGUCUGACACCUGAGUUGUCCAAGUCCUGAUCCAUUCCGGCCUGGCUGACUGACUGACGGCAACUGGCGGGCCAGAAACGAUGAUUCCAGCUUCACUACGGCAGCACGUGGGGACACACAGGACGGUCAGUGCUUCAGCCAAUCUCCAAAUCGAAUUGCUUCAAGCUAGUGAGGAGAAGUGCAAGUGACUCUCAUGUGUCCUCUCGGCCAGAUUUCGUCCUGCAGCCCCAUUUGCUUGGUACGAUACGGUUAGCUUGCUAAAACAAUUUUAGUUAACCCACCUAAGUUGGCCACUCGUUGGAUUAGGAAGGGGAAGAUAGAGCAAGCAGAUCUCGAAGCGCGCACACAGCGAAGCGCGUGUACACCGAUGUUUGGUGUGACCGAAGGUGGCGUGCAUUCACUUUCCCCGCGGCACAGCCACUCUCUGGAUUGGGAGAGCGCAAUCACAACUGGAAGGCCACAGAGGGAACCGCGUGUUAAUUUGCAGCGCAUGAUCAUUAUAGUGGCAUGGGCGAACCGCCACACAGUCCGAGCAAUGACAUUGGCAAGUCCACUUAGCCGCCCGUCGGAUUGAGAUAACGAUGAGGACGCAAGCAGAGCUCGAAACACGCUUAGGGAAGUGCGUGUUAACUGAUACCUGAUGUUAUUGAAGCACUCCCUCCGAGACGCAGUUACUCGCUGGAUUAAAAUAAAGUAGGUGAGCUAACUAAUGAAAUGUCAACCGAAAUGCGUUUUCGUUCCGAAAAGUGGGGUUGUAAAACUAAACAUCAUGCAGAAUAAUUCUAUAAUAAUUCAGUUACCUCAGGAUGCCGGCUUUCAAACGAACUUCUUUCCGGCUGUAUGCAAAAACCAUACUCUGUAAAAAUGGCUACUCAAUCAGCAUGCAUUUUUCUCAUUGACUUUCGAUGCCCUUAAGAAUUCAAUUAUAUUUUGUGGAAAACAUGCAAAAAGGAUUCGUCCGUUUACUCAUUCGGUAGCAAAAUUACGUGUUCUUCCAAUUUUAUACUGGAAGGGAGGGUAUAAUUCGGUUCUAAAAAGUUUCUAACUGGGAGAUUUUUUAAUAUCGUGAAAUGGCCAUUCAUAAAACGCCAUGUCUCUGCAUUUAACAGUGUGGCUUAUAAAGUUAACAAUAGGGCUCAAAUCCACUGCUAAAUUUUGUGAACCCCAUUUGGUCUCCUCUUCUUACCGUAGAGAAAUAUAGGUUUUUCCGUACGUGGAAUAUAUACCGCUUGUAGUUUGGGAACCGUGGAUGUAAGUGUAACGGCCGUUUGAAUUCAACAUUAUUCGGAGAUAGGAAAAGUUUUUGAAAACCUAAUUACACCCUUCCUUCGAGGAUAAGAUUGGAAGAAGGCGUAUUUUCCAACCGAACUGUUAAAAUGAUGAAUAGUCUUAUGCAUUUUUUCCAUAAAAUAUAAUUUAAGUUUCAAGGGCAUCGAAAAUCAAUGGGAAAGACUCAUGCUACCUAAGUAGCCACUUUUUGCAGAGUUUACUUUUUCCAGGCGGCCGGAAAGAAGUUCGUUCGAAAGCCGGCAUCCUGAGGUAACUAAAUUAUUAUAGAAUUACGCUGCACGAUGAUUUAUUUUAAAGCCCUACUUAAAUAGUCUCCUCGAAACGAAAACUCAUUUCGAGAUUUCGGUUGCCAAUUCAUGAGGUAGCCCACCUACUGUAGUAGGGGAGGCGCAAACACGUGAUAUAUGUAAAGUCGACGUAAUCAGUGCUACUUAAAUUUUUUUGGCUAACUAACCGUAUGGUAUCAAUCAAGUGGGGCUGCAGGACCAAACCCCGCCGUUAUCUCGUCUGUGCAUGCCCUGGGGUCUCUAUAUCCUUGCUAUUUUACACUAUCCUUAAGUAGUUCAACUCGGCCCGGCAGACUACCCGCGGGCAUCCGCAGCAUUUAACCGAAGCAAUAAAGGAUACGAGGACUGGUCGCCUACCCGACAGAUUGGAACGCGCUCCGCUGUUGUUACUGUGGUUAAUCCAAUUUUCCUUUCGCGUACAGCAGAGUCCUACUAAAAAGUGAACGCCUCUUCAGCCCAGGUUCGGAUGAAAUUAACACAAGUGGUCCGAACUUCGGCGCCCUAUAAUCUCAUCAGAAACUAUCGAACGAGUGUGCCGCACAGUCCUGGCGACUGGAGGCGUUUGGAUCCGGCCAGCACCUCUAUUCGAAACACUUCGGUGCCACCAGACCAAGAUGGUCUACUUGUACAAAGAGGGCUGGUUCAGAUAUCUUUGAUUACAGGGCGUUAGCAAUAGGCGAAGCAUUCCCUGGUCAGAGAAACCAAGAACGGAGGAAACAGGUAAUCGGAGAGGCUCCGUUUCGCAACUUUUCCCACUGUGCCAACGGUUACCCAGAGUCAAUAUAUUCUGACAGCUGGAACUACUUUCAGGGCGAUUUCGUCUAAAACACCCUUCAGCUACUACUAUGCAGAUUACCUGGUGCAACUUUCGACGUCCUUCUGAGGUGAGGUUUCAGAAAUAAUUGCAAAAUCACCGUCUUUCCUAACUGAAGGAUAUCGUAUACGAGGACUUAUUUAAAGUAAAUCCCUCGGUCAGCCGGCUCUCGACUUUUAUUUAAAGUUCUCUACGCUUCGUUAUCUGUCUGGCUUACCGGGGGGGAGUAUGCACAUUUCCGUAGGGGCUACAGGUGUUGUGCCAACCUACCCUUCCACAACUCCGUUUUAGUUUGCUCGGUCGACAGCAAGGCUCCAACAUGUGUUAUGUCAGCCAAUUUGCGCUCAAAGUCACCAGACGCGAGCAGCUGUUUCGCCCCGGCGGGAAAUCGUCAGUAUGCCUGGACCUUUCCUGAUAUUCGCCUGGCUUCCCAAUUACGCCGAAUCGUCGCUUGCCUCCGAAUUCCCUAGCCACUGUCUACUGGCCAUGAAGCAUCAGAACCUCGCCAAUGCAUUAUCUUCUUGA
Spirometra erinaceieuropaei is the source of this 14012-nucleotide messenger RNA. The record is from the annotation of a GenBank genome assembly. Lineage: Eukaryota; Metazoa; Platyhelminthes; Cestoda; Diphyllobothriidea; Diphyllobothriidae.